AGAAGAAGAAGAGUAUUAUCCGUGUAUGUGAGGACAGGGAGGUUGUAAACCGAUGCCUGAGCUCCUUCGUUAUUGUAACUCUAAAACCGAAGAUUUUUAAAACAUUUUACAUCACUGUUAGCAUAUUAGCGCUAAGCUUCAUGCAAACUGUGAUUCAGCAGUGACUGACAUCAGCAGUUAGCAGGUUUAAAGCUAGUUACUGCUAACUGAAACUACAGGCCGAGAAGAAGAGGAUGGACUCCUGGGUUCGGUUUAACUCUCAGAGCCAGGCCAAGGAGAGAGUUAUCAGAGCGGCCCAGUAUGCGUGCACUCUACUGGGAUACACGCUCCACAAAGGUGGAGUGGCGGCUGAUCUCCAUAAAACCAUCAGGCAGCUGGAGGCUCACAUGAGUCUGACCAGGAAGUUACUGAGGCUGGGAAACUCUGUGGAGGCUCUGGAGUCGGCGAAGAGGGCGAUCCACCUCUCAGACAGCGUGCUGAGACUCUGCCUGACCAUCAGCCACCUCAACAGAGCCAUGUACUUCGCCUGUGACAAUGUGCUGUGGGCUGGGAAAACAGGGAUCAUCUCCAAACUGGACCAGAAGAAGUGGAGUCAGAGAUCCUUCAGGUAUUACCUCUUCGCUCUCAUCCUGAAUCUGACCCGUGACCUGUACGAGCUCCGCCUCCUCAUUGAGUGUGAGGAGCGUAACAGAGCCUCCAAACGCCCAUCCUCUCCUCACCCCGGCGCUGCCUCCAUGCCUGCUGAUCAGCUCUCUUCCCCCUCUUCCUCACCCGUUGCUCUCACCGCUCCACCCCUCAUGUUAGCGGGGCUACGCAGACAGCUCCACCUGCUGGUGACUGUGCUGUACAGCAACCCACCGCUGUUGCUCGACCUGCUGAAGAACAGCUGCGACAUCUUCAUCCCGCUGGAUCGGCUUGGGAUUUACCCCACGGGAAACGGCUUCGUGGGGCUCUGUGGACUCGCCUCGUCCAUCCUUAGCAUCCUGACCAUUGUCCACCCGUGGCUCAAACUUAAACCAUGAACAAAAGAAUCAUGACCCUGACUUUAUCCAUCAAAGUAGACAUCAUUCACCCUGACUUUAACCAUACAUAGAUGUCGAACCCAAAAUAUGAACACAGACAUCCAUCCGGACUCAAACCACAAAUACAAACAUCAUCCAACCCCUGCUUCAACACUCAUCAUGACCACGGACUCUGAAAAGCGAACCAGGAGUCUGAUCAGAGUUUAACUCUGGUUGUUUGAUGACGACAGCAGCUUCUGAUGAACUCUGCUUUUAUGUUUAAAGAGCUGCAGGACCCUGAAACAGACACUUUUUAUCCAUGAGGAGCAGUAAAUGCCAAGGCCAUCACCCUCCACAGGGGUGAACCACAAAGUGAGAUCACAGCCUAUUACGCCUAUAAAGUCAGACGCCUUGUUUACAUUUGCAAUAACAAUCCACUUUGGGCAUUCUAAUAUCAAGGGGCAUUGUUUCAGUCCAUGCAUCCAUAGUCCUCCAGACUUAAAACACGUUAAAGUUAAAAAAAUGAGAGACUUCAGUUAAUGUAGGGCUUGCCAAAAAUGUUGCCGAAUUUUUUGUACACGUGUCUGAUGUUUACUAAAUUGGAAUUUCCCCUUGUGGGACUAAUAAAGGAAUAUCUUAUCUUAAAGGCCAAUAUUUAUAGCUGGUAUAGACAGAUUUUUACAGCUGAUACUUACAUUAUUAUACACCAAUAUUUAGAGCUCAUAUGGACAGGUAUUUUCAGCUGAUAGGCCGAUAUUUACAGCCCAUAAUUGGCCACCUUUUACGGCUGGCACAGAUGGAUAUUUACAGCUGAAAUAAGCCGAUUAAGUAAAGCUGAUGUUUUGGCUGUAAAUACUGGCAGAAAUAUUCAUAUCUUUUGAUACCGAUAACUUUUAGAGCUUAUAUCUGCUGCUAUAAAUAUGCUGAUACCAAUGUUCACUCCUAACCUGGCAUGCCAGAUGGAUUUGUUUCACAUGUCCAUCUGGAAAACCACUCAUACACAGCGUUUUGGAAAGGGCAAAGCCUUUGAAAAAGAGAAAACUCGGAGUGUGAUUGGAUGAACGUUCUGUCUGUCACAUCUUUACGGGCCAAUCAGAGCAACAAAACACAAGACAUAGCCGCUGUCGAGCUGCACCCCUACUGAGGACUAAGCUCCAUAGGGAACUGCAUAGCAUGAACCAUGGCAACUGUAGACAUGUCAGUACAUGACGUUUUUUGUUUUUGAAAAGAAAACAACUCAAUGCUGUUCUCUGUUCUUCUAUUAAUGAAGAAAUUUCGUCAAGUUCUGAUAAAACUGGUGCUUUAGCAGCAUCCACGCUAAUGUCUUCCGCCAUAAUUGCACCGUCUCUUGUUGCUGCUUGCUUACGUCAUCUGCUAUGCAAGCUUAGUUCAUCCCUAAUGCAUUGAUGUUACUAAAUCAGAUCCAAAGAGGGCUCUUCAAAUCCAUGUGGCCCAGUUAUUUCUGUGGGCGGGUCUGACACCCACAUAGCCUUACUGUAUUCAUCACAUCACAGAGCCCAACCUCGGUUUUAACCUGUUUGUACUCAUGAUUAAUUUCAGCAGAUAGUCUCCACAAUAAAAGGACAAGGAUGAAAUCUAAUGUCCCUGCUGUUUUGAUGUUUGGUCAAAAUAUCCAUCUGUUUAACACAGCUGAUAGUGAUGGAAACUUAUGUUGGAAUUAGAGCAGAUAAAUAACAAUUAUUAAAUGACUGUAUUAGUUAUUGCAAAGAUGAAAGUAGAAGAGAGCCCACUGACUGAUAAAAGGCUGGUUAUGUUGAUCUUUCUUCUUGGUUCACCCCUCUGGCUCAUGUUCUGAAAGAGUUUUUGUUCUCAGCAUUCUUCUUCUUAUGUUCCUUUUUUAGCCCCCGAGUUACUGAAUCGUCCUAAAUGCAUUGAGUAGAAACUCCUCAGUGAGCCACGAAUGGACAAAACAUCCCUGGACUUAUUUGUCUGUAACAUCUCAACUAACGCAGAUUAACUAGAAAUGUAUUUUAAUUUACAAGAUUAAAUAAUUAUGGGAUUUAUUUAUAAUCAGAGGAAACAUUUUAAUGACCUAGAACAGGAAAUAUCACUUUAUUUUAUUGUUCUAAUUAGAUUUAAUUCUAUCACGCAAGUCAUUAAAUAGUCAUUUUCUGCAUCAUUCCUCUCACAGACACACAGCUAAUCAUCAUUAAACAUCUGCAUUGUGCUGAGAUGUUUAUGUAAAUCUGAAUUAUUCAGAUUUUUAAGUUGGUGUGAUUGUGUUUAUGCUGCUUUCUGCUGUGAAAUAAAGAGUGACUGUGUGGAUAUUUUUACUUUAUAACAGAAACAACACUGACUCGGGUUAACUAAAAAAAACUUUUAAUCAGGAUGUCACUGUUACAAAGAAAUAAAAAUUAAAACAAUAAAAACUGACAGAAAUAAUGAAGCCAGUCCUCUCUGUGAACAAGUCAGCGGACAUUUCCUGCUGCUGGUUUACGACUCGGCUGCUUUAAAAAAAUCACAAAUAUCUCU
This is a messenger RNA of Cheilinus undulatus (humphead wrasse), 3494 nucleotides long. It is a transcript of the gene pex11b, whose product is annotated as peroxisomal biogenesis factor 11 beta. Lineage: Eukaryota; Metazoa; Chordata; Actinopteri; Labriformes; Labridae. The transcript is spliced from 4 exons. Gene Ontology annotation, cellular component: peroxisomal membrane. The record is from RefSeq and is a predicted model, not a curated record. Gene Ontology annotation, biological process: regulation of peroxisome size; peroxisome fission. Bases 234 to 1022 code for a protein of 262 amino acids.